Messenger RNA from Fraxinus pennsylvanica, 1257 nucleotides. Lineage: Eukaryota; Viridiplantae; Streptophyta; Magnoliopsida; Lamiales; Oleaceae. The record is from the annotation of a GenBank genome assembly.
AUGUCAAUCAUAACAUACGACCAGAACCACGACAUGGGCCACACUUUACAACGUUCCGACGAUGAACUCAUGUCGCUGUACGAGUCUUGGCUCGUGAAGCACGGAAAGGCGUACAAUGGCAUUGCCGAGAAGGAGAGGAGGUUCGAGAUUUUUAAGGAUAAUUUGAGGUUCAUUGAUGAGCACAAUUCCGUCGACCGGGAAUAUAAAGUCGGGCUGAACCGUUUCUCCGAUCUGACCAAUGAGGAAUACCGGUCCAUGUUUGUGGGUGGUAAGUUGAACAAGAAAACCCGAUUGAUGAACGGUGUGAAUAAUGACCGUUAUAAGUUUAAGGCCGGCGACAAGCUGCCGGAGUCCAUUGACUGGAGAGAGAAAGGCGCCGUUGCUCCGGUCAAGGAUCAAGGCCAAUGUGGGAGUUGUUGGGCUUUCUCGACUGUCGGUGCUGUUGAAGGGAUAAACAAGAUUGUAACUGGCGAACUAAUAUCUUUGUCGGAGCAAGAGCUUGUUGAUUGUGACAGGUCAUACAAUCAGGGAUGUAAUGGCGGUCUGAUGGACUAUGGUUUCGAGUUUAUCAAAAAGAAUGGUGGGAUUGAUACUGAGGAAGAUUACCCUUACCGAGCACGUGAUGGCACUUGCGAUCAAAAUCGGAAAAGUGCUCGGGUUGUUUCUAUUGAUGCUGGGGGCAGGGCUUUCCAACUCUACCAAUCGGGUGUCUUUACUGGACAUUGUGGAACAAAACUAGACCAUGGGGUUGUUGCUGUUGGAUACGGUACAGAGAACGGCCUUGAUUAUUGGAUCGUGAAAAAUUCAUGGGGUCCAAGUUGGGGAGAGAAGGGGUACAUCAGGCUCCAGCGCAAUGUGGCUAAUAUGAAAACAGGGAAGUGCGGGAUAGCAAUAGAGGCCUCGUACCCUCUCAAGAAUGGUCAGAACCCUCCUAAUCCAGGACCAUCACCUCCAACCCCCGUCAAACCUCCAACCGAGUGUGAUGAUUACUACAGCUGCCCUGAAGGAAGCACGUGCUGCUGUGUAUACCUGUAUGCCAAUUUCUGCUUCGGCUGGGGAUGCUGCCCGUUGGAGUCUGCUACCUGCUGUGAUGACCAAUCAAGCUGCUGCCCGCAUGACUAUCCCAUCUGUGAUCUCAAAGCCGGAACUUGCUUAAUGAGCAAGGACAAUCCGGUGGGAGUAAAAGCAUUGAAACGAGGCUAUUCUAAGCCGAACUGGGUUCUUGUACUUGGUGCAAGGAAGAAUCUGAGUUCUUGA